Molecule: messenger RNA, 1094 nt
Organism: Marchantia polymorpha subsp. ruderalis
Lineage: Eukaryota; Viridiplantae; Streptophyta; Marchantiopsida; Marchantiales; Marchantiaceae
Source: the annotation of a GenBank genome assembly
GCAGCGAAGACUGCUUGUGGCCACAAGUCUGAUCGAGCGAUAAUCGAAUGAUUGGUCGUCGAGCGAUUUCGAUGCCUGGAACGAUGUUCUGUAUUACUACGGUAAGCAUGGGGAUUCGACCCGGCCAUGGCCAUCGCGACUUCCAGAAGGAUGGCCGAGACCUCGGAGUGCUUUUAUAAUCUCGUCUAACACGUUCGCCUUUUGAUCAGUGCGUCAAUUUCGAUCGUGUUGGGCACGCGCCGCAGCCAUCCGCGCACGAACCUCAGAGCGCGAGUGUGUGUCGUGCCUGUGCUCGGAAGAGGUUUGCGUGCUGUCGAGUUCGGUGCUGCUUGCAUUGAGGGCAGAGUUUUGGACAUGGCUUCGAUUGCGACCCAAGCUUUCUCUUCCCUGGCUGCGGCUGCCACGUCCUUGAGGGGCGUGGUCGUCCCCCAACAGCAGCAGCAGCAGAUGCUGAGGGCGGGUGCCGGUCGGAGCUUUCGGUUGGUCCAAGUUCGCGCCGAGAGCGCAGAAGCAACUGCUUCGGUGGCCAUUAACCCGAGCAUCAAGAAGGAGUCGGACAAGGUUGUGGACACCGUCGUCGUCGGAGAGCUCGCCAAGCCUCUCACUGCUUACUGUCGGUGUUGGAGAUCGGGAACGUUCCCUUUGUGCGAUGGGAGCCAUGUGAAGCACAAUAAAGCAACCGGUGACAAUGUUGGACCUUUACUGCUGAAGAAGUGAAGUGCUUGGAAACCACUAGCAGGUUUUGAACCUCGUCAGUGAGGAUAGGAUCAUAUGUCUUGUACAUUUGUAGAGAUUUUUUAUUAAAGCCAUUCUGGCAUUCACAAUGAAGGUGUCUCUUACUUAGUAUCUAGGUUGCCUCUCGUCGUGCCCAGCGCAUACUAGGGGGAAACCCCAGGGAAUUAUGGUUGAAAUGUCACUAUGGCUGCACGCAUUGACCUCAUCAUUUGUAGUCUUGGAUUAGUCACUUUGUUACACCUAUUUGGUCGUUUCUGCAUGUAGAGAAGGACGAAAUGUCAAGAUUAUGUUGCAAUUGAAGCACAUCAAAAUGUGUUGAGCAUAUAUUGACACGCAGGAGAACUGCGAGUUCUCUUCAU